AUGGCGGCCGUGAUGGAGGGAGGGGGGACGGAGCGCGGAGCGGAGCUGGAGACGGAGUCGGGGAUGGAGGUGGAGACGGGAACGGAGCCGGAGCCGGAGCCGGAGCCGGAGCCGGGAACAGAGACGGACGCGGGGAUGGAGCCGGGAGCGGAGCCAGGAACGGAGCCGGGAACAGAGACAGGAGCGGAGGCGGGAGCGGAGCCAGAACCGGAGCCAGAACCAGAGCCAGGCCCGAGCGCGGGCCCCGUGCGGGCGGAGCUGCGCUUAUAUCCCAGCAUCUCCCAGUACCAGUAUCUCAGUGUGUCCCAGUCCCUCCUGGUUCCUCCCAGUCCCAGCAUCCCAGUUUCUUCCAGUCUCUCCCAGUACCAGUAUCCCAGUCUGUCCCAGGCCCCCCCAGUUCCUCCCAGUCUGUCCCAGUUCCAGUAUCCCAGCAUCUCCCAGUACCAGUAUCUCAUCUCAGCAUCCCAGUAUCCCAGUAUCUCCCAGUACCAGUAUCCCAGUCCCUCCCAGUUCCUCCUGGUCUCUCCCAGUCUCAGCAUCCCAGUAUCCCAGCAUCUCCCAGUACCAGUAUCCCAGUCUGUCCCAGGCCCCCCAGUUUCUCCUGGUCCGUCCCAGUCUCAGCAUCGCAGUAUCCCAGCAUCUCCCAGUCCCUCCUGGUUUCUCCCAGUCCCAGCAUCCCAGUUUCUUCCAGUCUCUCCCAGUACCAGUAUUCCAGUCUGUCCCAGGCCCCCCCAGUUCCUCCCGGUCUCUCCCAGCCUCAGCAUCCCAGUAUCCCAGCAUCUUCCAGUAGCAGUAUUCCAGUCUGUCCCAGUUCCUCCCGGUCUCUCCCAGUCUCCGCAUCCCAGUUUCUUCCAGUCUCUUCCAGUACCAGUGUCCCAGUCCGUGCCAGUCCCUCCUGGUCUGCCCCAGUCUCAGCAUCCCAGUAUCCCAGUAUCUCCCAGUACCAAUAUCCUGCUCUGUCCCAGGCCCCCCCAGUUCCUCCCCGUCCAUCCCAGUCCCUUCUGCUCUUUCCCCAGUCCCAGCAUCCCAGUUUCUUCCAGUCUCUCCCAGUACCAGUAUCCCAGUUCCUCCCAGUUCCUCCUGGUCUCUCCCAGUCACAGCAUCCCAGUAUCCCAGCAUCUCCCAGUACCACUACACCCAGUAGCCCAGUCCCAGGCCCCCCCAGUUCCUGCCACUGUGUCCCAGUCCCUCCUGGUCUCUCCCAGUCCCAGCAUCCCAGUUCCUUCCAGUCUCUCCCAGUCUCAGCAUCCCAGUCCCUCCUGUUCUCUCCCAGUCCCAGCAUCCCAGUAUCUCCCAGUACCAGUAUCCUGCUCUGUCCCAGGCCCCCCCAGUCUCUUCUGCUCUCUCCCAGCAUCCCAGUUUCUUCCAGACUCUCCCAGUACCAGUAUCCCAGUCUUUCCCAGGCCCCCCCAGUUCCUCCCGGUCUCUCCCAGUUGCAGCAUCCCAGUCCCAGGCCCCCCCAGUUUCUUCCGGCCCGUCCCAGUCCCUCCUGGUCUCUCCCAGUCCCAGCAUCCCAGUAUCUCCCAGUACCAGUAUCCUGUUCUGUCCCAGGAGGAGGCGGACGUGCCGCACGAGGAGCAGCUGCUGCGGGAUCCCUUCUCCGUGCGCAGUUGGCUGCGAUACCUCCGCGCCCGCCAGGGGGCGCCCCGCGCCCGCCUCAACCUCCUCUACGAGAGGGCGCUGCGGGAGCUGCCCGGAAG
This is a messenger RNA of Numida meleagris (helmeted guineafowl), 1700 nucleotides long. Its product is annotated as vegetative cell wall protein gp1-like. The annotation marks the transcript as partial. The record is from RefSeq and is a predicted model, not a curated record. The transcript is spliced from 4 exons. NCBI's taxonomy places the organism in Eukaryota, Metazoa, Chordata, Aves, Galliformes, Numididae.